CAGGAGGAUGACACCCCUUUCAAGCCUGAUGGGUGCCCACGGGCACUGUCCUGGCAAGAACGUGGGAUGAAAGAUCAGGGCGGCCUCACUGAUGACCUAGGAAAGCAAUCUGCCGUAGGCACGCCAGGAACAUUGCUUGGGAAAGGAAGCGCAAUAAAAGGCCCUGGAGAUACUCAGUCUUUACUGCUGCCAGCCUGGCUGCUGAGUCAUAAUCCCCAGCGGACAGGCCCCGCAGCAGAGGCUCCGGGGUCCCGCGGCUCUUCGGAGCCACCACUUGUAUUAAGAGCCCCCCGGGGCUUCCCCACCCCCACCCCCAAGAGUGGAAUUGAAGCCAUUGGCAUUAAGCCCAGGGGCCUGGGGCACUGCCGGGCUACACUGACUUCCCCGCUUCUUAACCCAACCUCCUUCAGCAAUUUCAUUAAAGAAUCUCUGCAGCCCUCUGCCACAUCACCUCUGCUUCCUCUCGGAAAGACUCUCCCCUGCCGGUGUCUGCAGCAUUGCACCACUGCCGCUUCCAGGUCAAGUUGGCAGAAACUGUUAGCACCCCUGGAAGUCUCUGGCGAACUCAACUGGCGGCUUGGGCACACGUUAGGAUUCCAGAGUUGUUUUUGCCCCUGGUCACGCACUUUGGACUCCAUCGGCCUCUCGCCUGCGGCUCACCACCUCAUCCCAGAAUCUGACGUCGGGAAGCUUUGGUCGUGGAGUGACAUUGUUCUGAGACGCCUACUCUGAAACCUCCCACUGAUCAUGGCUUUCCCCAGGCCGUGUUCGGCAGGCCCCAGGCCUCUAAGCCCCAAGCCCAGCUCAGGUCAGGGCUCCAGGCCGACAAUGGGCAGGUGAGGCCUCUCUGAGUGGGGAACUCCUGCUCACUACAUUUUGGGCCUCACCAGCCCCAGAGCGGACCCCCUCGGCUGCCCACGUUCUUACCUGAAGAGGAGCCGCGAGGCUCAGACACGCCAGGCUCGGCCCCCUUGGAGGCAGGAAGGUGGGCAUUGGACAGGCACGAGAGGUAGCCGUUCCUGGCAUGUCCAGUCAUCUGGAGAGAGAAGGGAUGGUCUUCCGGCCUGGAAGGAAACAUGAAAACAGCAAUAAAUACAGAUAGGAGGAGACAGUUGGCGACUGAUGACCAAGUAGCAUCCAAUACAAAUACAGGAAGUGGAAACACCUGAAAUGCUUUUGCUAAAUGAU
Molecule: messenger RNA, 1188 nt
Organism: Talpa occidentalis (Iberian mole)
Lineage: Eukaryota; Metazoa; Chordata; Mammalia; Eulipotyphla; Talpidae
Product: proline-rich antigen-like
Exons: 6
Coding region: 67-732 (221 amino acids)
Source: RefSeq, a predicted model, not a curated record